Molecule: messenger RNA, 1854 nt
Organism: Effrenium voratum
Lineage: Eukaryota; Dinophyceae; Suessiales; Symbiodiniaceae
Source: the annotation of a GenBank genome assembly
AUGGCUUCACCUGCCACGCCCGGUAUGCAGCCCCAAUGGAUGCACUGCGAUUUGCUGGCUUACACUAUUCUGGAGGAAGUCAGUGCGCAGAUCUCAUCCAACUGCCGUACUCUGGGAGAUCGCCUCCAGAGUGCUUGUCGCCUGGCUCUGCAGCAGUUGCCAGAGGACAAUGCUGCUUCGGCUGGUGCGUGCUCUGAAUUCCUGUCGACGUUUGCCAGUUUCAGCACUGCUCUGAUGGCGGUUGCCGGUGACUUGGAGAUAAUUGUCACUCAGCCGCUACAGCGAACCAUCGCUGUGCUUGUCGAAGAAAGCACCGGGCGUGCCAAGCAUUUGCAGCAGGUGCGAAAACGCUUCGCAGAUCUGCAGGACAAAUAUGCAAAAACUCGGCAGAAGACCGUUGAUGCCAAGUCCAAGCUCGCAAAUGGAGGUGACAAGCGCUGGUGGCGUAAGCCGGAAAAAGCAGCUGCAGACCAGCAUGCAGCAGUUUGCGAUUUGGCAUGUUGCGAAGAGGAGCUCGUGGCAAGCGAAGCCAGUCUCCGCAAGCUGGAGGACGAAAGCCGUGAGCGUUUGGAGCAGCUAGAGCUUGAGCAGAAGGCCACGCUUCAGCGGGUCCUGCAGCAGGGCAGAUGCUCUUUGCGCCGUCUGUUGCGAGUAGCAGAUGAGGUUCCUCCCAUGGAAGAGUUUCAAGGAGUGAUGCCUGGAGUGGAUUUUUCGGCAUCUUGCCUGAAGGAGGUUGUGGAGGCUCGUUCACCAGGUGGACCUUCCCAGCCGGACAGAGACAUGGACGCUGGUAUGGACUCCAUGCCCGAUAGAUUCGCCCGAUAUCUUCCAGGUGCGGAUUUCGAUGGCGACCGUGACAAAGACAUCGAGGUCAAUGCAGCUGCUCGAGCUGCGGGCUGGUCGCCUGACUCGACUUCUUCCAGGAGCAGGCGAUCAAUGAAGCAAGGUGCGCUGAUCUUUGAGAGCGACAUAUCUUUGCAAGUCCUCGCAAAGCCGGCAUUUCGACCAGGAUCCCGGGCCAUGGCUCACGAGGCCUCCAAGCUUUCAGAAGACGAGCGAGGCUCGAGUGUGCUUGAGGAGUGCCGCCAGACUGCGCCAAAUGGCUGCUCCAGUGAAGAGGAAGCAGACAGCGCUCCAUCGCAUGGAGAUACAGUACCUGCGACCAACAUAGAGUUGCAGCUUUCGCCCUUGGUUGCGGAGCAGCCGCAGAAGAGUUUCGAGCGAUACAUGAAGCGCGUCCCAGAUAAUCUAGCUGCUGCUGCAGAGACGAGCUGGGACAAGAUUCAAGCUUGCGCAGCAGAGCAGCCUUUGGGCAGCAUCGUGGGCAAGCUGGAACUUUUCUGGAUCCACCAGCCAGGACAGGUUCCUGAGGCGGACACUGUGGAUGGCCUUGUGUGCUUUCAGUUUGUUCAAGGACAUGCAACGCAUUACGCACGCAUUGUCCAUCUCUCGGUGGCUUCCCCGCAGGUGCUCCAGUCCGCAGUGCUGCACGUGAAGAGGCUGAUUUUUGCGACUUUGCCGGUGCACAGCUUGCGAGCCACCGUGCUUGCUGCUGAAGAUGAUGACCGUCGUAUUUGCAUUGAUCCGCAGGUGGAGCGUGCCUAUCACCAGUGCGGCUUUAGGUGGUUUCAGCUGACCCAAAAGCUGCGGCGGAAAAAGGCAGCGUUCUUGCGCUAUCGCAAGUGCCGAUCUUUGAGAUUCAUGGUUCUUCAUUUGCCUCGGACAGACGCUGAUUCGCCUGCCCCAAGAGAUUUGGUAGGCACAAAGGCUCCGUUGUUGCUGCGAAGUGAGUCAACACAGAACUCUCCAAUGCCUGAAGAUUCAGCGGAUGAGUUGUCCUUCAGCGCCUGGUAA